Cololabis saira (Pacific saury) is the source of this 561-nucleotide messenger RNA. RefSeq names its product histone H2B-like. Lineage: Eukaryota; Metazoa; Chordata; Actinopteri; Beloniformes; Belonidae. The transcript has a single exon. Gene Ontology annotation, molecular function: protein heterodimerization activity; structural constituent of chromatin; DNA binding. The coding region runs from base 1 to 375 and encodes 124 amino acids. Gene Ontology annotation, cellular component: nucleosome. The record is from RefSeq and is a predicted model, not a curated record.
AUGCCUGAACCCGCCAAAUCCGCGCCCAAGAAGGGCUCCAAGAAAGCCGUGACCAAGACCGCCGGGAAAGGCGGCAAGAAGAGGAGAAAGAGCAGGAAGGAGAGCUACGCCAUCUACGUGUACAAGGUGCUGAAGCAGGUCCACCCCGACACCGGCAUCUCCUCCAAGGCCAUGGGCAUCAUGAACUCGUUCGUCAACGACAUCUUUGAGCGCAUCGCCUCUGAAGCGUCUCGUCUGGCUCACUACAACAAACGCUCCACCAUCACCUCCAGGGAGAUCCAGACCGCCGUGCGCCUCCUGCUGCCCGGGGAGCUGGCCAAGCACGCCGUGUCCGAGGGAACCAAGGCCGUCACCAAGUACACCAGCUCCAAGUAGACCAAGACCCAAUACAAACCAACGGCUCUUUUCAGAGCCACACACCCAAUCUGGAGAGCAUGAAACUUCCUUCAGCCGUUUAACAUGAUUAGUAAAUAAUCAUUAGUCUGGGUUUAAGAAUAAACUUUAAAAUUAUAAAUCCACAAAGGUUAAUGUGUGAUUGAAUCAUUUAUUAAUUAAAUAUUG